Trichoderma citrinoviride is the source of this 645-nucleotide messenger RNA. Its product is annotated as MRP-L47-domain-containing protein. The transcript is spliced from 2 exons. Gene Ontology annotation, molecular function: structural constituent of ribosome. The record is from RefSeq and is a predicted model, not a curated record. Gene Ontology annotation, cellular component: mitochondrial ribosome; mitochondrial large ribosomal subunit. Bases 1 to 645 code for a protein of 214 amino acids. NCBI's taxonomy places the organism in Eukaryota, Fungi, Ascomycota, Sordariomycetes, Hypocreales, Hypocreaceae. Gene Ontology annotation, biological process: mitochondrial translation.
AUGCGAGCAGCAGCAGCAGCCUUCUCGACGACGGCCCCCCAGUGCAAGCGCAAGACAAAGGACGGCAACAAGAAGCGAGGCGUGAGCAGCCUGUACGGAUCGGGCCCGCGGGAGCCGCUGUCGGUGUCGGACGCGCCGCUGCCGAAGCCGGUCGAGUUCAAGCCCAAGAUCGAGGUGGACGAGGGCCACGGGCUGUGGGGGUUCUUCCCGGCGCCGGGGAAGCUGCUGCUGACGCCCAAGGAGACGGAGGAGCACGGGCGGGCGUGGACGGUGGAGGAGCUGCGGCGCAAGUCGUGGGAGGACCUGCACGCGCUCUGGUGGAAGUGCUGCCGGGAGCGCAACAUGCUGGCUACGGCGAGGGAGGAGCUGCUGAGGGGGAAGUUUGGCUUUGGGGAGCGGGAGAUUGGGUCGCGGGAUGAGGAGGUUAUGAAGACGAUGAGGGCGAUCAAACAUGCUCUCACGGAACGAUUCUACACUUGGCAGGAUGCUGUCGAGGUUGCCAAGUCGGAUCCCGAGAUCAACCUGGAGGCGGGAGAGGGUCAGGUGUACACACCGUCGGCAUACGAAGAAGGAUAUGACGAAAUUGCUGCCGAAGAGGAAGCACCGCGGUCAACAGACAAGGAGCCCAAGGAGACUCUGAGGUAG